Messenger RNA from Mya arenaria, 4102 nucleotides. Its product is annotated as endothelin-converting enzyme 1-like. Gene Ontology annotation, cellular component: plasma membrane. The record is from RefSeq and is a predicted model, not a curated record. The coding region runs from base 208 to 2844 and encodes 878 amino acids. The transcript is spliced from 21 exons. Gene Ontology annotation, biological process: protein processing. Gene Ontology annotation, molecular function: metalloendopeptidase activity. Lineage: Eukaryota; Metazoa; Mollusca; Bivalvia; Myida; Myidae.
UUAGUGAACGUCUCUUAAUAUUGUUAAAAAGCCUUGGUUUUAAGUUGCCUAUGUUCAGAGGAUAUACUGGAACUUAUGAUGCAGUUUAGUUCUAUAUUGUGUGUUCAUUGACAAAACGUUUCUACUCUUAAUAUUUGAAUAACUAUUUACGAUGCAUUCAAUGUACUAAUUAUGGUAAUAAUUAUGGAACUAUGUUCAACGUGAGUUAUGACGUCAUAUGGUACACAUGAAGCGUUUGAUGAUAUACCGGAUGUGACUUUUGUUUGCAACAACAGGACUCCAAACUCACUAAGAGCGACGUGCAUAGAAGAAAGCGAGCCGUUAAAUGAAAAUGGACGAGCCAACAUAAAGAUGCAGGAGUCGCCGUACGCAGACAAUCGGUGGGGCUCUGAGGAUGAUAUGCUUGAGUACGAGGACGGGCCUCUUUGCACUUGUGGUCCGUGUAAGAGGCGGCGCGCUCUGACGGGACCCGAGAAGGGCCUCAUCGUGCUGGCGCUCGUUGCUUUUGUCGUAAUUAUUGUGCUCGCUGCGCACAUGGGUUGGAAAGAUGAGGUCAAAGUACCGCCGAAAUGCGAGUCCCCUGGCUGCCUGUCUGCGGCUAGCUCCAUCCUGUCUGCCAUGGACCCGAGUGCCGACCCCUGCGAGGACUUCCACCAGUACGCAUGUGGUGGUUGGCUGCGGGAGACGCCCAUACCACCCGGGUACCCCAUGUGGGACCGCUUCCAGGAAAUAGCGUAUAAAAACUGGUUCAUGCUCAAAACAUUCAUCGAAACACACAAAAUGGAUGGAGGCGCGCAGAAGAAGGUGCGUGACUUUUACCGAAGUUGCAUGGACGAAAGUCAAGUGUCGCGUGCAGAAAUGCUCAGCGAAUUUCGAUCACUGCUCACCAACGUCACUAGUGGCGGCGGGGCAGGGGCGCUCCCCAGAGCAGGCACUACGCAUCAGAAAUGGGACAUGACUGGAACGCUACUGUCCAUACAUAAACUAAACACCUGGCCGCUAUUCCAACUUAUGAUUGGACCGGAUGAAAGAAACCCGAACGUCAAUAUCAUUAAGAUCGAGGCUGGUCACUCGCCGUUCCCGUACAAUAUAUUCAAACAGGAGGCCGAGAGGGCGCUCAAUGAACGCAGCUCAAACAACACAGACAGUAUCAACGGCACUGACCCCGACGCUACAUCACAACCUCAAGUAAAUGAAACCCGGAUCGAAAUGACAGACAACAAGACAGACUCCACAAACACUGAACACAACAUCGAUGCGACAGAAACUCCUGAACCUACAACAACGAAGAAACCACACAUUAAGGAUACGCAUCCACAUCCAACGGAGAAUGUAACCGAGCUGGUAAGAGACUACCUACGCGAGACGACAGAAUUGCUCCAGGCGCUCUGGGACCAGACCAAGGAACAAGCUGAAAAGGAGGCACAGAAUAUCCUAGAGCUGGAAAAACAACUCUCGCUGGCUCAUGAUAUAGAACUACAUAUCCACAACCUGACACAGGCAUAUAACGCCAUGGCUGUAAACGAUCUGCAAUCUAAAUGCACUAUGAUCAACUGGUCGUCCUACAUGAACAGCCUCCUGUCGGCCGGAAGUGAGGUGGUUCCUGUCGUUCACUCGGAAACGGAAGUGAUAGUCCUACACGAGAAGGCGCUCGAACAAGUCUGUGAUAUCGUGCACGAGUACACCAGCAACGACGAGAAAAAGAGCAUACUAGAGAGGUAUGUUUUACUGGGCCUAGCAAGGUCCAUGAAGCCCUUCUUUGACCUCACAACAUUCCAACCCGAUGUAAACCACGACGAAGAAAUGGAGGCUGAAGGUGAGCAUUGGCGUCGCUGUAUCUUUUACACCAACAAGGCGUUAGGACUCGCCACCGCUGCCGUAUAUGUUAACGCGACGACAAUCGACGCGUCUCUUGCUCAGAUUACAACCCUGGUAACCUAUGUGAAGAGGGCCUUCAAGGAAUACCUUCUGAGAAAGAUCUGGAUGGACGCAAAGACAAGGGGAAAUGCCGAGAAAAAGCUUGACGAGAUGAUUGAGAAAGUGAGCUACCCGUCUUUCAUCCUCAACAACACUUUCCUUUCCGAGUUCUACACCAAUUUUACUAUUGGCGAUAACUGGUUCAACAAUUUGCUCAACUGGAGAAGGAUUACUAUUACCAACAUGGUGAAUUCUCUGAGUAAACCGUUUGACAGACUUAAUAGCUGGAUCAACCCGCCAAUGACAGUAGAGUCGGACUACAGUCCUGUCAGGAACGAUAUCAUCUUUCCCAUUGCACUUUUCCACCUUCCCAUAUAUAGCCACGAGGGGCCCAGCGCAUUAAACUUUGGUGCGAUUGGAUCAAUAAUAGGUCACGAAAUAACACAUGCAUUUGAUAUUCAAGGUCGGCAGUACGACGGUCAAGGUCGUUUACGGGACUGGUGGGAUCCCGUGACUGCCGGGAUGUUCAACGAGACUACCCACUGUAUGAAGGAUCAGUAUGACCACUUUAAGAUAGGAAACAUGACGAUACACGGAGCUCAAACGUUGGAAGAAAAUAUAGCAGAUAAUGGUGGUUUACGAGCUGCUCAUAUAGCGUACGAGUUAUGGAUGCAGGAGCACGGUGAGGAGGAGACAAUUGCAGGACUGGACCUUGACGCCAGACAGUUGUUCUUCGUCUCAUACGCCCAACUGUACUGCUCAAAGUGGUCUAUGUCUGGAGUUACGGACUUCCUCAUGAGAGACGCACACAGUCCUGGUCCUUAUAGAAUCGAGGGUGCCUUAUCCAAUUCACUUGCAUUUCCUGAUGUGUUCAAGUGCUCAUACGUUGCAAAGUACAACCCGCCUAUCAAAUGCAGAGUUUGGUGAAGUACCGACUAGACUUGUAUGUACAUUCAUGAACCAUGCAAUGCAAAUCUACAAGGCACCAUCAAAAUACAUUCUGCUUAUGAUUAUGAUGGUCGAAUAAGUGUUUUGGGUACUAGAAUGUGACGAUGUAGGUGAACUAAAUCCAAAUUGUUUGCGGGCUGCGUCGGCAGGGCAGAUAGAUCUCACAUUAAAUAUCAAAUGGUAAACGGCGCCUUAUUGUUACGGCGUCUUCCUGAAGGAGAUACUACUUUCAUUAAUGGCUGCUUGAAAGUGUGUGGAAUGUUUACAUUUGUUUCUGAUGUUGGCUUUGAACAUAUCAGAUGAAACAGUCAUAGGUAUAUUUUAUUCUAGUGGACAGAUUUUGUUUAAAUGUACACUUAAACAGACAGUUGAAUUGCACUUAUUUCUUUAUUCUGUUACACAAUCAUUUUGCUUGCUCUGAUCAAUUUCAGAUAACUGCUAUUUAGCUUGGAAGUUGUUUUCCAUACAAAAUGUUGAGGACAUCUUUGAUCAUAUUGUUUAUACACGCUAACAGUUCAAAUAAUCAAAGCUAUGUAUAAGCUUGUUAAAUUAUAUCCAUUAUGUCCAUUUAAAGGCAUUUCUCUUUGACACUAAAAUAUAUUCAAGAUGUGUGGUUUAGGUGCCUUACCGGUGAAUGUAUGUCUGUUAAACAUUGAAUAGAGCAACGUAAAUGUUCACACCCUUAUAGCUAUACUUGUCAUAUAAAAUAGUAUAUGAUGCGCGCCCUUUUUAAGUACAUAUGUGAGUUUAAUAGUAUUUUGUUUUUAUAAUGGCGAAAGUCUUCUAUGCAUAUCAAGAUAAAUAAAUUGAAGAUGAAAAUGGGAUACCUAUUAUGUGAUUAUGUUAAAUAUCUCUGGCGUCACAAAGUCUUAAUACACUUCGUUCAUCAGGGUCCAUAUUUACUUUUAUAACAUAAAAGCAGCAAUGGUUAAAAUUGCUGCAUGAUUUUAAAGUAACAUAUUUUACAAUAAUUGGUAUCAAAAUUAGUUAUAUUAAGGAAACUUUGUAACAUUUUAGACAUCACUUUACUGAGUCAUAGUCUCAAUUUCAGACUCAAUAUGUUAGCAAAUAUGGGCCCGAUUGAUGAAUAUCAGAAGCUAUUUGUUAAAGUGUUUUAUCAAAUGUUUUGUAUUUCUUACUUAUUUGUUUGUUUGUCACAUUCGCUUUAUAAUGUUAAGCUGGUCGUAUGCAUUUUAAAUUGCUUUUCAAAUUAACAAUAAAUACAUAACAUGCUCAA